This is a messenger RNA of Schistocerca piceifrons (Central American locust), 570 nucleotides long. RefSeq names its product trypsin delta-like. Lineage: Eukaryota; Metazoa; Arthropoda; Insecta; Orthoptera; Acrididae. The transcript is spliced from 2 exons. Gene Ontology annotation, biological process: proteolysis. The record is from RefSeq and is a predicted model, not a curated record. Gene Ontology annotation, molecular function: serine-type endopeptidase activity. Bases 1 to 570 code for a protein of 189 amino acids.
AUGCUUCGUGCAGCCUCUGCACUAGUCUUGUGCCUCGUGGCGGAGUGCCUGGCGUUACCCAGCGGAAGCAGGCACUGGCGCACAGCUCAUGACCGAGUAGUCGGUGGCAGUGAUGCCAACAUUUCCGACUACCCCUACUCGCUGCAGCUGAUGGUCAGCGGUGAAUUCUACUGCUGUGCGUCAGUCAUCGGUGCAAACUGGGUGCUGACGGCUGGACACUGUCUCGAAGGCGUCACAACCGACAUACUGAGCUUUCGGGCUGGUACUUCCACACGAGACACCGGCGGCACAGUCCAUGAAGCUCUCACUGCUAUCGCACAUGAGCAGUACAAUACCUACACUCUGGACUACGACAUUGGAGUCGUGCAGAUCUCUGGGUCAUUUCCAUUGGGAGAUAACGUCCAGACAAUCGGCCUGCCUGCUGCAGACUACGACCCACCAGGGGGUCUUGCUGCCACACUGACCGGUUGGGGCGUGCUUAUAACCAACGGUCCUCUACCAGACGUGCUGCAGAAAGUCGACGUCAACGUCAUCGACAGGAGACGUGCCAGAGCAUCAUCAACUCGAUAA